This is a messenger RNA of Cebus imitator (Panamanian white-faced capuchin), 2744 nucleotides long. RefSeq lists its product as uncharacterized. The record is from RefSeq and is a predicted model, not a curated record. Lineage: Eukaryota; Metazoa; Chordata; Mammalia; Primates; Cebidae. The transcript is spliced from 2 exons. Bases 586 to 1428 code for a protein of 280 amino acids.
AACUCCAUCUCAAAAAAAAAAAAAAAAAAAUCUUUUGAAUUGUCUCUAGGUACAAAGGUACAGGAUAGGACAUCUUUAGGGUUAAAAACCUCAUGGUUACAAGAUAGAAAAUUAUUUAUGUUGACACCAGGGAUGAAGGUGUGAAAUCUAUAGAAUUCAAUCCAGGGGCAAAGUUGCAAGAUAUGAAAUCUCUGUUGAUAAAGCUUCGGACAGUGAACUCUACAGAGGGCAACCAUGACCCAGAAUUGCAGGUUGCAGAACUCUAAGUUGGCCUUGGAAACAAAGAUUCACAGUGUGGCACCUUCUGAGUUCAAUACUGAAAAGCAGCAGCCAGAUGAGAAAUCACAUAAAUUGAAUCCAUGGCCAGACCUUCAAAGUGUUAAAUUUACGGUGUUCGAUCCUGGGCCGCAUUUGCAACAUAGAAAACCUUCAGAAUUAUGUUCAGGGACAAAACUUCAAGAUGUAAAAUGUAUGAAAUUCAAUCUUCAGAAACAGUUGUAAGGUGUGAAAUCUGAGUUGCACUUUGGAACAAGGCUUCAAGAUAUACAAUCUUUAGAUUUGAACCCUGGGCCUGAGCUUCAAGGUAUGAAAUGUAAGGUGUUCUGCCUUGGACCACACUUGCAAGAUGUGAAUUCUUGCAAAUCUGCCAAGUUUAAUCCUCGACCUGAGCUUCACGAUAUGAAAUCUAAAGUGUUCUGCCUUAGACCACAUUUGCAAGAUGUGAAUUCUUCUGCAUCCGUUCCAGAGCCACCACCUCAGUGUGCAAAUUCUAUUGGGUGCAACCAUGGGCCAUCUUUGCAAGGUGUAAAUUCUUCUGCGUCUAUUCCAGGCCCUAAACUUCAGUGUAUAAGCUCUAAUGGGUUCAACUCUGGGUCAAACUUGCAAGAUAUGAAUUCUUCUGCAUCCAUUCCAGAGCCAACACUUCAGUGUAUAAAUUCUAUUGAGUAUAAUUCUAGGCCAGAUCCACAAAGUGUGAAUUCUUCUGGAUCCAAUCUAGGGUCCAAACUUCAGUGUGUUAAUCCCAAUGGGUGCAACCCUGGGUCAAAUUUGCAAGGUGUGAAUUCUUCUGUAUCCACUCCAGAGCCACGACUUCUCUGUGUAAAUUUUAUUGGGUGCAUUCCUGGGCUGCAUUUGCAAGGUGUAAAUUUCUCUGCACCCAUUCCAAGGCCAAAACUUCAGUGUGCAAAUUCUCUUGGGUGCAGCCCAGGGCCACAUUUGCAAGGUGUGAAUUCUGCAUUCAUACCACAGCCACAAGCUCAGUGUGUAAAUUCUACUGGGUGCAACACAGAACCAUAUUUACAAGGUAUGAAAUCUCCUGAAUUAACUCCAGUUUCAAAACUUCAAGGUAUGAAGUGUUCUGAAUUGAACACAGGGACAGAAAUUCAAAGUGAGGCAUCUAUGAUGUUCAACCCUAAACCACAUUUGUAAGAUUUAAAAUCUGAUUUGACUCCAGGGUCAAAGUUUCUACGUGUAGCACCUGUGGAAUGCAACUCUGGGCCACAGGUGCAGUGUGUGGGUUCUUCUGAGUUGAAUCCAGGGCUAAAGUUACAAUGUGUAAACUCUAUGGAGUGCAAACUUGAGCCACACUUGCAAGGUGUAAAAUCAGUGUCAAAAUUUCAAGUUAUGAAAUCUGAGUUGCAUCCAGGGCCAGAGCUUCAAAGUAUAAAAUCUGUUGUGUUCAGCUCUGUGCAAUUUACAAGAUGCAAAAUGUGAAUUGAUUUCAGGGACAAAGUUUCAAGAUAUAACACCAAAAGAGUUCAACUCUGGCCCACAGCUGCAAGGUAUCAAUUCUUCUGAGUUCAAUUCAGUGUCAAAAUUUCAAUGCAUAAAUUCUAUCAACUUGAAUCCACGGCCACAGAUAGGAGACAUGAAGCCCUGUGAAUUGAAUCCUGGGUCAGAAUAUCAAGGCACAAAAUCUGUUCUGUUCAAUCCCAGACCACACUUGCAAGGUGUGAAAUCUUCUGAGUUAGCUCCAGGGACUAAGUUUCAAGGAGUCCAAUUUUGGGGGAAGCACCUUGGCUCACAGCAAGCUGUGCAACCUGCAUUCACUUUGGGUCCUUAGAUAAACAGUACGAAAUCUGAGGUAUUUUUUACCAGAGCCACUGCUUAAAGAUGUAAAGUCUGUGGACAUAAAUAAGAAGCCAUUGCUUUAUGAUGCAAAUACUGCAAAAAUGAUUUCAGCCUCUGAGCUACUGGACUUAAAAUAUGAGGUAUUUACACGAGAGCCAUGUUUUCAAAAAGCAAAAUCUGUGGAGUUAAAACCAGAACCAUAUCCUCAAAGUGUGAAUUCUGAGGAGUUGCAUUCACACCUCAGGCAGCAUAGUGUGAGAUCUAAGCUAUUUGUAUCAGAGCCACGUUCUCAAGAGGUGAAAUCUGUGAAGUCAACUCUAUGGCCACAACCUCAAAGUGUAAAUUCUUUGAUAUCAUGCUUUAGGUCAUGCUCUGUGGCCUUUGCACUGAAGCCAUGUUUUCAAUAUAUAAAACCUAUGGAGCUGACACCAGGGGCCCAACAGUAAGGUAUAAAUUAUCAGGAGUUGACUUCAGGAUGGCAAGAUGUGAAAUCAAUGGUGUUGGCACCAGAGCCAACUAGGAAGUUCUCAUCAGGACCAAUGUUGACCAGUGUCAGAUUUUCAAAUUUGUCUCCAGAAUCACAGCAACAAGGUGUGAAAUCUUUGGAAUUUACUCUAGAGCCAAAGUUGCAAAGUGUAAAACAUGUGAAAUUGUCUUCAGUGUCUCUGCAGCAA